AUGGCGACAACAAAUGAAGCAGAUGCGCAGUUUGCGCAACAAAAGUACGCAGAAGAGACAGCAAAGCGUACAAGAGCAGAUGGAAUGGCACAGUACCAACAACUGCAGAACAGUAGCGAGGACCGCCUCCGGAAACUGGCCGACGACCCUUGGGCGGACCAUGAUGCUCUUGACAAGCUGCCUCGGGUCAUCAAGUCUGAAGACCGAGUCAAGUUCCUCAUUGUCGGAGCGGGCAUGGGCGGUAUCGUCAACGCUGUGAAACUGAUAAAGGCUGGCUUGCCAGCAGAUCAGAUUCGCAUCGUUGAAAGUGCUGGAGGUAUUGGAGGCACAUGGUACUGGAAUCGAUAUCCUGGAUUACACUGCGACAUUGAAUCUUAUGUAUACCUGCCAUUGCUCGAGGAUACUGGGUAUAUGCCUCGGCAAAAGUAUGUCUCUGGCGCAGAAAUUCGGUCAUAUCUUGUGAGCCUCGCCAAGAAAUAUGGCCUCGAUGACAAGAUCAUGUAUCGCGCUGAAGUGAACGGACUGCAAUGGUCUGAUGACCAACGGGCCUGGAGGGUCGACAUGACAGUUGGCCACGGGCAGGGUGGUCAAGAAAAGAGCCACUUGUGGGCGAAUGCAGAAUUCAUCUUUUUUGCUACUGGUCUAUUCCCCAUGCCUCAAGUUCCCAAAUUUCCAGGUCUGAGCGGCUUCCAAGGGUCCAUGUUCCAUACAGCUCGCUGGGACUACGAGACCACUGGCGGUUCGAGUGAGGAACCGUUCCCGGCAUUGGAGAAGCUCAAAGGCAAAAGAGUCGGCAUUAUUGGAACAGGUGCCACGGCGAUCCAGGUAGUGCCGCAAGUUGCAAAAUAUGCAGCUGAUUUGUAUGUCUUCCAGCGGACGCCAUCUCAGGUCAACACAAGAGAUCAGAGGGACACAGACCCCGAGGAAUGGAGAAGCAAGAUUGCAGCAAAAAAGGGCUGGCAAGCAUACAGAAUGGACAAUUUUGCCACACAUUUGGCCAAGGGCGCGCCAGACGACCAUGAAAACUUGGUGGGAGACGCGUGGACCAAUUUGAAGACGUACUGCACCAUGAUUGGUGGCGACCACUUUGAAACCAUCACACCAGACAAAGUCCCUGAGCACAUCGGCCGCCUCCUCGCCAUUGACGCAGAGCAAACCGCCAAUGUCCGGGCAAGGGUUGCCCGUGUGGUCAAGGACCAAGAUACGGCCAAAAAGUUGACCCCAUGGUAUCCUACGUGGUGUAAAAGACCAACCUUUAGCGACUUAUACCUCGAAACGUUCAACCAGGAAAAUGUUCAUCUCAUUGACACGGACGGCAAGGGUGUCGAGAGUGUCACUGCUGGCGGCGUUCUAGCAAAUGGCCAGGAGUACUCUGUGGAUGUGCUUAUUCUGAGCACCGGGUACCGUUCUCCAGCAGCAGGCGCUGGAGACCCAUCAGCUCGCGCCGGGAUCACAAUCGUGGGACGAAAUGGUCGCAGCUUCACCGAGAAGUGGGCAUCUGUUGGUGCGUCAACUUUGCACGGAUAUGCCUCCAAUGGUUUCCCGAAUUUCUUUUGGUUUGGCCCGCAUCAGACGGGAGGGACAGCCAACUUUGCCCACAAUAUCGACCUCAUGACCACGCAUAUAGCGUAUAUUGUAGGCCAGGCACAUGAGCGUGUGCGAGGUACCGACCAGGAUCGAGUGGUCGUCGAGGUGUCACAAGAGGCGGAGGAAGCCUGGAGCAUGCGUAUGGCUCAAAGCGCUGCUGCUUUUGCGGGAAAUGGCGUAUGUGGGCCUAGUUAUCUGAACGGUGAAGGCGAGGCCCUCAGAGUGCAGGAUCCAGUGAGUAUGCUUAAAAAGGCCCGAGGGAGCAUUUGGCCUACUGGCAUUGUUGGGUUUGCUCAUGAGUUGGAAGCCUGGAGGGCCGAAGGAAAGCUACAAGGCAUUGAUGUCAGUGUCUUGUGA
Messenger RNA from Pestalotiopsis fici W106-1, 1944 nucleotides. RefSeq lists its product as uncharacterized. Gene Ontology annotation, molecular function: N,N-dimethylaniline monooxygenase activity; flavin adenine dinucleotide binding; NADP binding. Bases 1 to 1944 code for a protein of 647 amino acids. Lineage: Eukaryota; Fungi; Ascomycota; Sordariomycetes; Amphisphaeriales; Sporocadaceae. The record is from RefSeq and is a predicted model, not a curated record. The transcript has 3 exons.